Molecule: messenger RNA, 955 nt
Organism: Eucalyptus grandis
Lineage: Eukaryota; Viridiplantae; Streptophyta; Magnoliopsida; Myrtales; Myrtaceae
Product: thylakoid lumenal 17.9 kDa protein, chloroplastic
Exons: 4
Source: RefSeq, a predicted model, not a curated record
UUGGGUGGCGGUGCUGCGGCUGCUGGAGCGGGAGUCGUCCCAUCAUCAUUCCCGGCCCUCUCCCUCCCUCCUCCGCCGCCACCACCACCGCCUCCACCGCCUCCACCGCCGCCGCCGCCGCCGGCCGAAUCAAAGGCAACACCCCAGAAGAACCGCCUCCACAUUGCUGGGCUCGUGCCGUUAGCUCUGUCCCUGACCUUCGCCUUCAACUCACCUGCACCGUCCCUGGCCAUCCCUUCCCUCAGCUCUCCCUUUGCUUCCCCUUCCCCUUCGCCUUCCCUGCCCACCACCCCUUUCUCUCAGUCCAAGGACCUCCCUUUGGGUCUCCAGGACGAUGGGAAAAUCAGGCCUUGCCCCUCUGUCAAUCCGGGUUGCAUAUCUUCCAACCCAAAGUCCUCCUCUUUCGCCUUCCCCUGGAGUAUCCCCGGGUCUUCCUCCGGCGACCCCCUCCUGAAGUUAAAAGAAGCCAUCCUUCAAACCCAGAAAAAUCCCAAGUUUGUGGUCAUUGAAGAUACCCCUUACGGCCAAUAUUUGCAAGCUGAGGUUGAUGGAGGAUUCGGCCGGGAUGUGUUGGAGUUCCUGGUAAGAGGAGAUGUGGUUGCUUACAGGUGUAUGGCCGCUAAAGUAACCUAUGUCUACCCCUUCACUACCGCUUUGGGGGAUUCAAAGGGGCAAGAAGAAAGAUUGAAGAAUAUUGCGGACCAGUUGGGAUGGUAUGCUCCCAGUUUUGAUUCCAUGGAUUAGGAGAUUCCAAGAGAUAGUUCAAACCAAUUUUUUCUUGUCCCGCUCUGUGUGUGGGAUCAAUAUCGAGUCAACUAAAUACUCUCUCUGCACAUCCUUGUUCAUGUUUAAUUUGUUGUGUCUAUGCUUCCAAGGCAGGGCACAUCCUGAGCUCAAUUAUACGAUUUUAAAGGUAGUACUUUUAUUUUCGCCCUCAGGGAGAAGUUGCCUCCUC